GUUAUCGUCCUUGAUUGUGUGUUGACAUCUGAUGUAAACAAGACAGCGAUCAAACCGUUACUCCACAGAGUAAUACAAGACAUGCCUGAUGUCUGUUUGUGAACCCUUUGGACAAGGCAGUCCAGACUCCUGGCUGUCUGAGAGUGAGAGUGUAGACUACAAUGUCUUCUACAACAGCAUGGAUUCCAUGGUGUUCCACAAUGAUGUCCAUAGUUCGCAGUUCCUGAAGGAGAUGAAGUCGCUGUAUGAUGAUGGCCUGUUAACAGAUGUGACCCUGAGUGUAGAUGGCCAUAAGCUACCUACUCAUCGUGUGGUGUUGGCAGCUGCUAGCCCCUACUUCAAAGCCAUGUUCACGCUGGACCUGAAUGAGAGCAGAAAGGAUGAAGUGGAACUGUUUGAAAUUGACUUUGAAUCUGUUAACCAGGUUGUGUCCUAUGCUUACACAGGGUCUCUGGAUAUUUGUCAACAAAAUGUACAAAACUUGCUGGCAGCAGCUUCCAUGUUUCAGAUUAUUCCUGUCCAGAAGGCCUGUGCUAGGUUCCUGGAGACGCAGCUGGACAACAGUAACUGUGUAGGUAUAUACUGCUUUGCCCAGGCUCAUAGCUGCCUCUCACUCCAGGUUAAAGCUAGGGAACAUAUCGAAAAGAACUUCAUGGAUGUUCAUCAGUGUGAGGAGUUUUUACGGCUUCCUCUGGAUAAAGUAACAGAAAUUGUUGCCAGUGAUGAACUUAAUGUUGACAAAGAAGACGUUGUAUUUGAAGCUAUAUUAGCUUGGGUUGGCGCACAGGAGGGACGGGCAGGUUUUCUGGGACAGUUAAUGACAAAAGUUCGCUUUGGUCUCAUUUCUUUACGUUUCAUGCAAGAAAGGGUGAUGAAAAGCAAUUUAAUUCUUAAUGAUCACCAUUGUGUUUCUCUUCUACAAGAUCUGAAGGAGUAUGAAAUCAAUCCACAUUCCUAUCAGGGGGAGAGCACCUUCUCUUUGGCAUUGCGCUCUGGCAUGAUAAAGCCAGAUCACUGUAUGUUGCUUCUAGGAGGAACCGAGAACCAACGACCUUACAUCAACUGCUACAAACCCUUGACAAGAGAGGCUUAUUUCAUGGCCCCUGUUGCUAGCAGAUGUGGAGAUUUUUAUGUGGAAAGUCUGGCUGGUGUUGUCACAGAGAAAAACGCCCUGUUUGCUGGGGGUGGUAACUAUAUUUAUCACUCGGACAGUUGUGAGCAUUUCGACUCCGAUGAUUCAUUAGAUGAAUUUGAAGAAAGAGUUGUGAGUAAAGAUUUUUAUCGCUAUGACAAUGAUCACAACAAGUGGGUGGCCUUGUCACCCAUGUUAUUCCCCAAAUCAAACUUUUCUUUGGCUUCCUUGGGUGGAAAGAUAUACUGUUUUGGGGGUCUGACAGAGAAUCAACAUCCGACUGAAAUCAUCGAAGUGUACGACAUCAACAAGAAUCGGUGGAGCUAUCAGGGCAUGCUCCCUACCUCAUUGGUAGACCUUGCAUGUGUUGUCCAUGAGGAGCACAUAUUCCUCCUAGGUGGGCGCACAGGUGUUGGAGCCCAUAACCUUGUUGUCAUGUACCAUCCUGUCGAAGGCCAGUGGAUCACCAGGUCUGGAAUGCUUACUCCAAGGUUUAAUUUUGGUGCAUGUGUUGUGGAUGAGGAAAUCUACGUUGCCGGUGGUCAGAUUUAUUCCCAAAAUUCUCACACUAUCAACAGACAAGCUCUCAAGUCUGUAGAGAUAUUCAGCAUAGCGAACAACCAGUGGCGUCCAGGCCCUGAACUUCCAGAGGCUAUGUAUAAUGUGGGACUCGCUGUUGUAAAUAUGGCAUUGUAUGCCUGUGGCAUGAGCGAGAGUUCACGGCUUACACAUCCAACAUAUCGCAACAUUGUGUGUCGGCUCGACUUUAGUCGUGGUCAGUGGGACAUUAUAGAACAAUCCCUUUGUGACACCAGAAACUACAGCUGUAUUGCAGCCAAGCUCCAUACCAGAAAGCUAUUACAACUGUUCCGUCCCGAGGUAGACACAUAGUCACAUUACCACAGUUAAUGUGCCACACCUUGGCAGCUUUCUGGUAUCUGGUUGAAACAAUGCAGUCAGCACAGAAAACCAUAACAUAGAGAUAAUACACCUUUACCAGAAUUGGGAUGAUAAUGCCACAGGUAGAGCUACAUGUAAACGCCGUUAUUUUAUUUCAAAGAGAUAUAAACAUUAAACAUGUAUAUGUGCUUGUAAGGCUUACUGUAUAUAUAUAUAUAGGGUCUAGUAAGUAAUAAGGACAGUAUAAUCCAAUAUAGGUACUGGAUCCUAACAAAGAGAUGUUUGUUGGAUGCGAUUAUACCCACUAUAUUUAUGUAACUGUUCCAUGUUCUAUGUCUAUAUGUGAUCGUUUGUAAUUUACUUGUCUUGAUAAAAGAGCAGAUUGCCUCGGGAAAUUCAACAAUUUACUUGUCUGUACUGUCGUUAUUACUACUUGACAUAUAUAUAUGAAAAUAAUCCAGAUAGUAUACCACUUUAGAAAAUGCAUAUAUAAUAUGCAAUUUGACCUCAUAUUUUGUGUAAAAGCUAGCUGAUUAAUUUCAGGCAGACAUGUCUGACUGGACCCCUGAAAUCUAAAUGUGCCAAAUGAUUUAGAAGUCAGCCUCUAUAUUAAACAUUUCUCUUUUUUUUUCUUUUCUUUUUUUUUCAUCCAGUUGAAACAGAUGAAAAAGAUAAGAAAUCAACCCAUGCAUAUCAUUAUAAAACCUCAAUCAUGAUCACCUGUCGUAUUAUCAAACCAUGCAUGCCCUGACCUACAUGUAACAUUCUAAAUCAUUUGACAUUCAAAAUUGACAUACGGAAACUUUAACUGAAAAAAAUGUCCCAAUAGUUUCAGAAAGCCAAUACAUAUAAUGUAAUUGUUUUCCUUGUUUUUGAGUAAGUUUUAUAUCUGUAUGUGUUCAUCGCUAUAUAUUUGAGGUAUAUGUGUACCCCUGUGCUACAAGGCCCUAAAUAGUGUUAUUCCUACAUUACCCUUCACACGCUUCUAUAGGGGCCAACAAGAGUGAUUAAAAUAAGUUGAUAAAACUUGUUUUGAAAUUGUUGUAAAAUAAAUAAAGUUUAAUUUUGAUAUUUCUGCAGAGAUGGCAAACAAAACAGCAUCCAAUGCAUGUUUUUCUAUGAUGUAUAUAUUUGUACUUGUGUGUGAUCUAACCUCCUUAUGAUUGAUCAGUGCUUGACCUCCAAGAUUUGGUCAAAGGAAAGAACCCUAGGUUACACCAGUCUUCUGGUAGAAUCCACACACUACAGCAACAUAGGAUGCACUGUAUUGUUGGGAAUAACAGUUCUAUUUAGAAACUCUAUUUGACAUAAAUUAUAUUUACAUAAUUGUCCUGUAAUCCAUUGAAUGCACCUAUGUAAUAUUUUAGUAUAUGUCACUAUUGUAAUAUACCAUGGAGUGUGUGUUUUAUUGGUUGUGCCAGUCAGAAAUUGAUUGUGAUGUCAUGAACAAUUACGUCAUAAUUGGAAAUGGCACAGCAAAAUGGCUGCCUUUGAUUAAAAUCUGUCAAAAUAUAAGUUUUCUCACAUGAAAAAAAGUAUCUUAAAUUUGUCUUAAUUGGUAACUGGUAUCGAACAACUGUAACAUGAUAAGUACUUUAAACGUUGUUAUUUUUGUGGGGGGUUAAUUUUCGCAAUUUCGAUAUGUAAUGUUUCGAUACGUGAUCGAUCCACCUUCAUUUGUAGUUCAAGAUUACGCAAAAUGAUAUCCAAAUAAUACACAAGAGGGAAAUUUUCGUGAUCAAAGGGAAAUAGCGCAGAUUUCCCCAGUCGCGUAAACGAUGUUUAUAGUACCUUAAAUAUGUCUUAAUUUCCUAUGGAUUUUAUAAAACUUGUCUCAAAAUUGUAUUUUAUUGCUUACCAAGGCUUGCAAAAUUAAACAUUCUAAGAUUUGUUUCAUGAAAUCCCGUAUGAAAUUAAGACAUAUUUAAGGUACUGUAAACGUGGAAAUUUACGAUGCGAGGUUAAUAUUGAGAAUUUUGUUAUAAAUGUACAAUCCUAUAUAGAUUCAUAAUGUCAAUAUUUGUUACACAAGAGUAAAAAGAUGAACUAAGGUCUGCCAUUAUUUUUACUAAAUUGUUGUAAAUAUAUAGAUCAGUAUAUUAUAGUUUUUUACCUCAUAUUCUGACAUAUUUUAACCCUUAAUACAUAAACUGUUGUCACAAUUUUGUAUAGUGUAUUUCAAUACAAUCAGCAUUUGCUUUAUUUUUGAUACCAGUGGUUUAUAAAUAACAAUAAGAGAAACUCCUCAUACAAGCUGGUAACAUGUCUGGAUUGUAUGAAUUUCUGCAAUGAUAUUGAACAGGAGAGUUCUCUCCUCUCCCCAAAAGCUGACUGUAUAACAAUGAAUGACAUAAGCUGAGGAUGGGCAGAUAGUAAAGCUUAAGUUUCAUAUAAUAACAAACAUUUAUCAAUUUCAAAAACAAUAUUGCAUUUAUAUUUACAAUUAUGGCAGAUAUGAAAAUCAUAUGAUAUGCAUAAAUUUUGUAUAGAACUUGAGUGUGUUGAAUAUGAAACUGAUCUAUUGUUAAUGAAAUUCGUUUUCAAUUAUGGUUGUGAAUGUAUAUUUUAUACCGGAUUACAAAAGUUGAUAUUGUUUCUUUAAGCCACCUCCAAUACAUACUGACCAGCUAUUCUGUUUCAUGUCUUGUAUGUUGCAAUUUGAAUGAAAUUUUUAUAACCCUUUGUAUCGUAACAACAUCACAGAAUCAUAUCAACUUUUAUAUGUUGUGGUUUUAAUUAUGUAUGAUGGAUCCAUGACUUAUACAUUAUACAAAUUAAUGACAGGUUAAGAAUUCUCUUUUUUAAAAAGAAAAAUUGUUUAUGUGAUAUUAUAUUUUGUGUCUCCAUGUUCUUGUCUCAGAAUAUCUCAUACUUGUAUGUAAUACAUUCCACAAAAACGUCUCAUUUGUGAUAAAAUAAAACAAUUUGAUGAAA
Molecule: messenger RNA, 4966 nt
Organism: Pecten maximus
Lineage: Eukaryota; Metazoa; Mollusca; Bivalvia; Pectinida; Pectinidae
Product: kelch-like protein 20
Exons: 2
Coding region: 89-2023 (644 amino acids)
Molecular function (GO): protein binding
Source: RefSeq, a predicted model, not a curated record